Molecule: messenger RNA, 2115 nt
Organism: Panicum hallii
Lineage: Eukaryota; Viridiplantae; Streptophyta; Magnoliopsida; Poales; Poaceae
Product: cold-responsive protein kinase 1-like
Exons: 9
Coding region: 361-1896 (511 amino acids)
Biological process (GO): protein phosphorylation; cell surface receptor signaling pathway
Molecular function (GO): protein kinase activity; ATP binding
Source: RefSeq, a predicted model, not a curated record
UUCACCGUCGAGUCUCAAUCAUCGAAUAAAAGCGCGGGACUUCCUCUCUAGCGUGGAGUUGAUCUGCCCACCUCUGAAAACGACGGCUUCCUUGGAGGCUUCUGCCAGUCGUCUUCUCGGAUGUUUCGUUCCACGCGGUAGCCAGAGUCCCAUGGCGGCUCACAAGAUGGCCUUUCCAUCUUGGAGACUGGACGAGUACUCCAUUGCCAAAGAGAUUGCAGUUUUCCGAUGAGUUUGUUCACUGGUUGCUCUGACAACCACUACAAGACCGGCAAUCACUUGGUACAGGAUAGGAAGAAGAGGUGACCAGAAGAAACGCAAAAGAGUCAAUAUAUAAGUUUGCACCGAACGGUCAGCAAGAUGGCCGAUCCCCUGGCCAGUGUGGAGAAGAUUGUCAAAGUCGCGCUUGCCAUCAAGGAUGCAGUCAAGACCGUCCGGAAGAAUAAGGAGCGGUGCCGUGAGAUCAGAAAGCGCGUCCUAAGGGUCAGCGCCCUCCUGAAGCGGCUUCAGGAGACAGAGAUGAUACAGGACCCGGCGAUGUGCGAUGCACUGGAGGCGCUCGAGGAGACGCUCACCCGCACCCACGGCCUCAUCGUCGCCUGCCAGAAGAAGAAUAUCAUGUGCCGUUUCUGCAUGGCUGGGGACCUGGCCAAGCAGCUGCGCGAAGUAAAGCAGGACAUCUCAGAUCAAAUGGUGGACGGGAUCUUCGCUGCCAAUGUCAAUGCCACAAUUAUUUUGACAAGUAUUCAAUAUGUGGCUUGCUCUCUGCCCCCAACGAAUGCAGAGGCGGUGGAGAACUCACAUUGCAGUCAUUCAACUUAUGAUGACAGAUGUGGAUUGAUGAAUCACAGUAAAAACAACGUACCUGUCAGAAGCGUGUUGCAGUCUGCUCCCUUCCCAUGCUUGACAAAGUUCAGUUUGUCAGAGUUGGAGACUGCUACAAAUGGAUUUUCAGAUCAAAACCUCAUUGGGCGAGGUAGUUUUGUUAGUGUCUAUAAGGGUGUGCUAAAAGACGGUUUAGUGGUCGCCAUCAAGAGAUCCCGAAGCUCAAUUAUAUUUUCACGGGAUCACCUGUAUGAUGAACUUAAUCUUGUUUCAAAGCUUCAGCACAAAAAUAUAGUUAAACUUCUAGGAUAUGGGUAUCCAGUCAUACAAAUGGUGGCGUGGGCAGCAGACGAAAAAGAUCAAGCUGAAGGGAGGCUAUAUUUUUCAGUCGAAGAGUACAUGCCGAAUGGAAACUUGGAGGAAAAUUUGGAAGGGUUCGGACUUGAUUGGUUUAACCGCUUCCGCAUAAUCCAGGGGAUAGCACAUGGCCUAAAUUAUCUUCAUGUGCAACACAUUGUCCAUUCAGACUUGAAACCAAGCAACAUCCUCUUGGAUUCUCAUAUAAAUCCAAAGAUUAGUGAUUUCGGAAUAGCUAGAAUGUUGGAUCAUGGUGAUAUGACCACUCGUGAUGUUAACGGCUUAGCUGGCACGAUGGGAUAUAUGCCUCCAGAAUAUAUUAUGGAAGGUAUUUUGUCAACAAAGUAUGACGUGUACAGUUUUGGCGUCAUCCUUCUAGAGAUCAUUAGCAGUUUGUGCAGCUUUGAACCAACUCGUCGCCAAGCUUCAGUUGAAUGGGCUUGGGAGGUGCGGCGAGUUGGAUCGAUAAAGGACAUAGACUUUCUGCCCUUGUGUGACACGUCUGAGCACGAGCAGAUGAAAAGAUGCAUGGAGGUCGGACUCUUGUGCACCCAACUUAAUCCGGCGGACCGCCCCAGCAUGGCGGAUGUUCUUGAGAUGCUAAAUGGGAAGAAAGAGGUGCCGGCCCCAAGGAAGCCGCGGUACACCAGAAGAAGGGCCCUCCAAGGUGUGAGGAAUUUCGCGCUAAGCGUGCCAAAAGAUGUGAAGUUGUAAAGUCGGAGGAGGGUAUAGGGAACAUGUGUAGUUUUACCGCUGUGAGUCAUCUCCCGACCAGUUCGUUUUCUGACCUGUCUUGUGCUUGUGAACGUUCAGUUUGUGUUAUGCACUGUGCUUGUAAAGUUGUAAGCACUAUCAUUGUUCUCAGAGACCCCCUUUUGUAUUGUGGCUUCACGAACAUGAAGUUUUGAGAAUGGAUAGCUUGUCCUUUACGAA